AUGUAUAAAAUUCCUCGUUUUAAUUUAAUUUAUCAAUCCAUCAAUAUUCUCCAAAGUAAUUUGUAUGUUAAUUAAAAUAUAUUUAUUAUUAUCUUGAUAAAAUUAUUCAGAAAUGAUGAAAAACAAAAAGAAAUUUAAUGGAAUCAAAUUCAUCGAAGUAACCCAUAAAAUAUUACAAGUAAAAAUUAAUAUCAUUUGGAUUAGGAAAAAUAGUAUAAAGAUGCUAUUACUUGGGAUGAUGAAGGAAAUAACAUAAUUAUUAUCGAUAAAUAUUUCUUAGAAUAAAUUGUUUUGCCCAAAUACUUUAAGCAUGCCAAAUAUUCAAGUUUUUUAAGAUAGUUAAACCUAUAUGGAUUUACAAGCAGCAAAGAUUAAAAUGGUUAUUUAAAUUAUCAUCAUAAAAAUUUUGCGAGAGACAAAUGUGAUAAAGAUAGUAUUCAGAAAAAAUUACAGAUAAAAGAUAUUCAAAAGUCUUUGGGAAUAUUUUAAUCUGUAUAAACUGAACUAUAAAGUUAAUUAUUAACCUUAUAAUUGGAAUAAAAUAGAAUCAAAUAAAGCCUUUUGAAUUCAAUUGAUUAGUAAUUAUAAAUUAGAUGCAGUAUCAAAACGUUCUUAGAAGUAAAUACUUCAUUUAUAAUUGAAUAGACUAUCCGUUUCAUUAGAUUAGAGAAAGAAAAUUAAUUUGAUUAAUUUAUAAAAGGUAUUCAAACAAUUUUCUAAGGCUUGAAUCCGACAGCAUGUAUCAAAUUUGAAUUUAAAAUAGACCACUACUUUCAACAUCUUAUAAACCUUGUAUUUUAAUAAUUCAAUUUUGAAGAAGUACAAUCUAAUUAAUAUCUAUCCGAAAUGGACGAAUAGAGUAACUCUUAUAUGAUCUCCCCAUAUCCUCUUGGAUUACUUGAAUUAAGAGCAAAUCUGAGUUCUCGAAAUGAAAUAUGUUUCAAUAAUUAAGCAUUGACAUUGGAUACAUGA
Molecule: messenger RNA, 972 nt
Organism: Paramecium tetraurelia
Lineage: Eukaryota; Ciliophora; Oligohymenophorea; Peniculida; Parameciidae
Exons: 2
Biological process (GO): regulation of DNA-templated transcription
Molecular function (GO): DNA-binding transcription factor activity; sequence-specific DNA binding
Source: RefSeq, a predicted model, not a curated record